CUUCUUAAACGAUAACGUGGCUUAAAAAUUGGGGAACGUCAUUGGAUUUAAAAGUAUUCUUUUAGAGAGGGGAAACUUUCAGUCGAUUUUGCCUAGCUUCUCCAAUGAGUUGAGGACUUCAUUAGGCAGCUAAUCCCAGACCUUUAUUGCUUUCUCGUGAGUCCUGCUUGUUGCUUGCUAGUUAUUUCUGCCCAGUGAGGUUCUAGAUAUCUUCAGGGAUUAAUUCAGAAUCUUUGAAGAAGCCUGUUUUGUUUUUAAUGGUUGACUUUGGAGUUCAGAAACCACAUUCCAAAGCCAAGCUACACCAUGCAGAGGAAGCACUUUUGUGUACUUUUUGGUUCUUGGCUCCACUGUGAACUUUUCCCCCAGAUAACAGCACUCAUUUUUCUUUUUUCCUCCCUCUCUCUCUCAUAACUCCAGAGCAAAGUCUGAAAUGGAUGUUACAUGAAUCACUUCAAGGGCCGCGCACGACUAUGAACGUUCUGGAGCCUUUUUCUCAGUAAAGUAGAUCACAAUGGAUGAGUCCGCCUUGUUGGACCUUCUGGAGUGCCCUGUGUGUCUCGAACGCCUGGAUGCCUCGGCGAAGGUCUUACCUUGCCAGCACACGUUUUGCAAACGAUGUUUGCUGGGGAUUGUGGGUUCCCGGAAUGAACUCAGAUGUCCCGAGUGCAGGACUCUUGUGGGCUCUGGUGUGGACGAGCUUCCCAGUAACAUCUUGCUGGUCAGACUUCUGGAUGGCAUCAAGCAGAGGCCUUGGAAACCUGGGCCUGGCGGGGGCAGCGUGACCAACUGCACAAAUGCAUUAAGGGCUCAGGGCAGCACGGUGGCUACUUGCGGCACAAAAGAUCUGCAGAGCUCCCAGUGUGGACAGCAGCCUCGUGUGCAAGCCUGGAGCCCCCCAGUGAGGGGUAUACCUCAGUUACCAUGUGCCAAAGCAUUAUAUAACUACGAAGGAAAAGAGCCUGGAGACCUGAAGUUCAGCAAAGGCGACAUCAUCAUUUUGCGCAGACAAGUGGAUGAAAACUGGUACCACGGGGAGGUCAACGGGGUCCACGGCUUCUUCCCCACCAACUUUGUGCAGAUCCUCAAACCUUUACCUCAGCCCCCGCCCCAGUGCAAAGCACUUUAUGACUUCGAAGUGAAAGACAAGGAAGCGGACAAGGACUGCCUUCCCUUCGCAAAGGAUGACGUGCUGACUGUGAUCCGCAGAGUGGAUGAAAACUGGGCUGAGGGGAUGCUGGCAGAUAAAAUAGGAAUAUUUCCAAUUUCGUAUGUUGAGUUUAACUCCGCUGCCAAGCAGCUGAUAGAGUGGGAUAAGCCUCCGGUGCCAGGAGUCGACACCGCAGAAUGCCCGUCGGCGACAGCAGCGCACAGCAGCGCUGCCCCAAAGCACUCGGACACCAAGAAGAACACCAGGAAGAGACACUCCUUCACCUCCCUCACCAUGGCCAACAAGUCUUCCCAGGCGUCCCAGAACCGCCACUCCAUGGAGAUCAGCCCUCCUGUGCUCAUCAGUUCCAGCAACCCCACAGCCGCGGCUCGCAUCAGCGAACUGUCCGGGCUCUCCUGCAGCGCCCCGUCUCAGGUUCACAUAAGCACCACUGGGUUAAUUGUGACCCCACCCCCAAGCAGCCCUGUGACAACUGGCCCUUCGUUCACGUUCCCGUCAGAAGUCUCCUACCAAGCUGCCCUUGGAACUAUGAAUCCUCCUCUUCCCCCACCCCCUCUCCUGGCUGCCACUGUCCUGGCCUCCACGUCGCCAGGCGCCUCUGCUGCUGCUGCUGCUGCUGCUGCUGCUGGAGUGGGACCCAGGCCUGUGGCGGGAUCCACCGACCAGAUUGCACAUUUACGGCCUCAGACUCGCCCCAGCGUAUAUAUUGCUAUCUACCCAUACACUCCCCGGAAAGAAGACGAACUAGAGUUGAGAAAAGGGGAGAUGUUUUUGGUAUUCGAGCGGUGCCAGGAUGGCUGGUUCAAAGGGACGUCGAUGCACACCAGCAAGAUAGGUGUUUUCCCCGGCAACUACGUGGCACCAGUCACAAGGACGGUGACAAACGUCUCCCAAGCUAAAGUCCCUAUGUCUACUGCGGGCCAGGCGAGCCGGGGGGUGACUAUGGUCAGCCCUUCUGCUGCGGGAGCGUCUACCCAGAAGCUCCAAGGAAAUGGCGUGGCUGGGAACCCCAGCGUGGUCCCCACAGCUGUGGUGUCGGCAGCACACAUCCAGACGAGUCCUCAGGCCAAGGUCCUGCUGCACAUGACCGGCCAGAUGACCGUCAACCAGGCCCGCAAUGCUGUGAGGACAGUCACGGCACACAACCAGGAACGCCCCACAGCAGCAGUGACACCCAUCCAGGUCCAGAAUGCCGCCUGCCUCGGUCCUGCGUCCGUGGGCCUGCCCCACCAUUCACUGGCCUCCCAAGCCCUGCCUCCACUGGCGGGUCCUGCUGCCCACGUUGCUGCUAUCGGGGUCAACCGCACCAAUGCUCCCCUGGCCUGCGCUGCGGGGGCUUCUCUGGCCUCCCCCAACAUGACCACUGCCGCUCUGGAGACCGAGCCCAGUGGUCGAACGGUGGCCAUCCUCCCUGGACUCCCCACGUCUCCUGACGGUGCCGCCUCGGCGUGUGGGAACAGCUCAGCUGUGAAGCCAGACAAGGACAGUAAGAAAGAAAAAAAAGGUCUACUGAAGCUCCUCUCUGGCGCCUCGACCAAACGCAAGCCCCGAGUCUCCCCUCCAGCGUCACCUACCCUAGACAUGGAGCUGGGUGCCGGGGAGGUGCCCUUGCAGGGAGCCAUGGGUCCCGAGUUGCCGCUAGGGGGCGUCCACGGCCGGGCGGGCUCCUGCUCCACUGAUGGAGAUGGCCCAGUGGUCUCCGGGACGGCAGCCUUAGCCCAAGAUGCUUUCCACCGCAAGGCCAGCUCCCUGGACUCGGCAGUGCCCAUCGCUCCGCCACCUCGGCAGGCCUGCUCCUCCCUGGGUCCCGUCAUGAAUGAGGCCAGGCCUGUUGUUUGUGAAAGGCACAGGGUGGUGGUUUCCUACCCGCCUCAGAGUGAGGCGGAACUUGAACUCAAAGAAGGAGAUAUUGUGUUCGUUCAUAAAAAACGCGAAGAUGGCUGGUUCAAAGGCACGUUACAAAGAAAUGGGAAGACCGGCCUUUUCCCGGGGAGCUUUGUGGAAAACAUCUGAGGAGACUCCACGCCGAGAAAGGGUAACAUCCUAUCACCUGACUAAAGAGCACAACGCAGUGUCAUAGAGAGAGCACAUCUGUGGACUUCCAGAUCUUCGAGAGCUGAGCAGAGGAUGGGCACGUGACUCCAGAGCCCCGGCCUGGUUGCCCCAGCGGGCAGGGUGACGGCGGCGCCUGCGUGGGCCCCGCCCCUCUGGGUUCUGAUGUGUAAAGUGUGCCUUGUACUGUCUGAUGAACUAUACAGAGAAAUGUCUUUUUUUUUUUUUUUAAAGAUGUAUAACUAAAAUGGACAAUUGUUUACAAGGCUUAACUAAUUUAUUUGCUUUUUUAAAACUUGAACUUUCUUGUAAUAGCAAAUUCUUUGGAUUAUGAUUUUUUUAAAAAAAAUUAUUAAUUUAUGAAAUGAUGGCUAAGGAGAAGCUGGAUUCUCUCCUACUGAGAGCAAGAGAUUCUUUUGACGUAGAAUGCAUCUC
Messenger RNA from Peromyscus eremicus (cactus mouse), 3658 nucleotides. It is a transcript of the gene Sh3rf1, whose product is annotated as SH3 domain containing ring finger 1. Gene Ontology annotation, molecular function: protein binding. Bases 515 to 3184 code for a protein of 889 amino acids. The record is from RefSeq and is a predicted model, not a curated record. The transcript is spliced from 11 exons. NCBI's taxonomy places the organism in Eukaryota, Metazoa, Chordata, Mammalia, Rodentia, Cricetidae.